Lolium perenne is the source of this 3333-nucleotide messenger RNA. The record is from RefSeq and is a predicted model, not a curated record. Lineage: Eukaryota; Viridiplantae; Streptophyta; Magnoliopsida; Poales; Poaceae.
AAACGCGGAAUGCAGGAACCGAUGUCCGUAAUUUGCGGAGGGACGUUGGGGGGGCGAUUCGGGCGCCUCUGGGCGGACGAGGCCAACUCCGAUGAAGACGAAGGUUCAGACGAGGACUCUCCGGCGAGGAAGGCGAGGAGUAUCGGUUCUCCUUCCCUCUCGUAUCUGCACGUACCGGAGGAUGGGGACCGUUCGCUCGGAUCGCGCGGAUCGGCGGCCCAUUUGCGAAGAGAGGAGAAGAGGCGUCUGCAGCGGGAAGCGGCUACGUUUCUGCGCUCAGGUACGUUUUCUUCUUCCACAUCUGAUCAAACGAGUCCGGCUGUUUCUUCAAGGCCGGCGAGGAGAACGAAUUUGAGGUUGCCAGUUCUGUCUCCGUCGUCCUUUAUUUUACAAAACUAUGAUGCGGCUGAAUGGGUCUUGAUACAAAGAAAGAAAAGGAAAUCCUCUUUUGAGAGUAAGAAGAAUCACCGGCAGUGUCGAUUUGGGUCACCGCCGGUGAGAUUCCGUUCUCCGUUCCCGUUCCCGUUCGAAAAUUCUGAGGUUCAUGAUGGUGAUCGCACAGUAGGCCACAUGGGCUGUGGAUCGGAUAUUAUUUUUUUGGAAAAGAGUAGAGGCCAAAUGGGCCUGGAUCAUCGGAUUAUGGUUAAUCCGCCUGGACGGCUGACGCGUUUCAUAUCGAGGAGCAGACCAUCGUUCCUAGGGUUACAUCGUUUUGGAGUCGCUCCUAUCGUCCCACCUUUCGAGUCUGCAGCCGCCAUGGCUCACCGUGGAGGCGGCCAGAACAGGGGCCGCGGUCCGCCUGGAGGCCGUGGUGGCGGACGAUGGGAGGGGGGCAAUGGAGGUCGUGGAAACAAUUUCUUCCAAGGGGGACCAAGUGGAACCGCUGGAGACGGUGACAAUUCGCAUGAUGGGGCAGACCACCAAGCUGAUGUGUUCAGCGAUGGUGUCUUCCGAGCGGGUCAGGGACGACCCAACUUCAAUGGCAACGGCAAUCGGUAUGCUUAUGGCAAUACUCGUGGUGAUGGUCGCCGGCAGUUUGGCGGCGGAGGAAACUUCAACAAUCGGAGGUAUGGUGGGUAUGGAGAUAAUAAUCGGUACUUUGGUGAUGGCCGGAAUAAUGUAGCUCAAGGCACUGCCAACGCCUUGACCCCUAUGCAACAACAGUUGGUCAAGGAGGCUGCGGUGGUUCUAGCUCGCCAACUUGCAGAACAGCAGGGGCCAAGCGCUGUUGGUUCGGGGGCAAGCGCGGCCCCUUUACCGCAGGUGGAGGCGGCGCGCCAGGGUGCUGCCAAUGUUCGGCCACCACCGGCAGGUCUGCGCCAGACAGUUCUGCCUUCCAGGCCGGCUAUUGUUGCCACGGUACAGCAGCCUGCUGCGGGGACAUCUGUGGAGGUGGGAGCAGUUGGGGCGGAGGACGUUUCGCUCGCUGCGGCUGGGGUGACAGCUGCGUCGGCGAUGACAGCAGACAAUCAGCAGAGUAAGAAGAAGGGCCCCAAUUGCUUCAGAUGUAAACAGCCAGGUCAUUGUCUUAACGACUGCAUUACUCCGUUGUGUGAUUAUUGUCAGAGUGCUGAACAUCUGUCUAAGGAUUGUGCGUUACUGAGAGCUCCUCGUCCGCGGCUAGCUCAUUUUGGUCUUGGUCAUGAGGACCUUUCCUUCUGGGAGCUCCCUCUUUCUGCAUCUGUUAGGCCGCGCAUCGAGAAUACUAGGAUGGGGAGAGUGACAAUUUCAGGGGGUGUUCUUACAGUCCCUGAGAUCAUUGCUCAGCUUCAGUGGAUUGUGCCUGAUGAGUCGUAUCAAUGGGAUGUUCAAUUGGUGGAGGAUAACACUUUCCGUGUGACUUUUCCUAGUAAAGUCGAUCUGGUGAGAGUGCAACAUUUUGGUCGAUAUAAUUUACCAAAUUCUCAGAUUUCUAUGUCUUUUGAUUUUUGGAAAAGAGAGGUGGAGCCUGCUUGGACGGCUGAGGAUAUCUGGGUUCGAGUACAUGAUUUACCUCCCAGGGCUCUUGAUGAUUUUUUGGCUCUGUGGGCAAUUGGUGAUAUUUUUGGAAAAACAAAAGAGAUUGAUAUGGCUUUUACAAGAAGUAACAAUGUACUGCGGAUUCUUAUUGUUUGUCUUGAUCCGUCUCUUAUUCCUGCUAGUUUGGACUUGAGGAUACACAAUGCCUUCUACAGACUUCGUUUUGAAGUAGAGGGAGUGCAUCCUCUGCCUAUGGCGGAUGCUGUGAUGGACGACGUCCCCAAAGAUGAUGAUGGCUUUGAUGGCAAUGGGUCUGGGGGUGCUGACGGUAAUGACCCAGAUAGAGAGGUUAAGAGAAUGAAAAAUGGUGACCAAAAUGACACAAAUGGCAAUGAUGAACAGAAGACACCGGCACCAUCGCAGGGCAACACACUUUCUAUGUCGCCGAUAAAGUUGGGUUCACUUGAUGGUAGUCUGUUAUUACAAGAUGAGCUUAACCAUACCUGGGUGGAUAUGACAGCCCAAGAAAAUAUUGUGACUAGGUAUGACAAUGUGUUAUUGUUGAAUAACAAUUCUUUUUCUAGUCCUAAGAAACUUGAUUUUUCUUUCUGCUCUUCGAGUCCGGGGACUGGCGAGUUUGUGCCGUCCUCCUCUGCGGAAGUAUCCAGUGAUGAUGACAUAAAUCUUACCCAUGUUUCUCCAACGGCGGAUGUACUCGAAGGGGUGCGCCCGGCGGCCGAUGCUCCUCUGCCCACUGUGCAUGAUGAGGAGACUACGCCGUCGCUGCCCGCUGUUACUCUCGGCUGCUCGCCGUCGAUACAGCUACAGGUGCGGCCUGUGGUGCAUGGCACCAACAGCAGCCCGGCCCAGUUGCAGCCCAGUAUGCAUGGUGCUGCGGAACUGGCGACGUCGAUCACCUGGUCGUCGCCUCCAAUCACCGUCGCUCCGCCCGCUGUUGCGACAUUGGCUGCGCAGCCAUGGUCGUAUCCACCGGCGCCGUAUGUCGCGGCCCCCUUGAUGCCUAAUACAUGUUUUCCGCAGUCACAAUGCGCACCAUUGGUAGGUGCUCCCUGGGGAUUUAACGCACAGACUUCACAUGUGAUGAAGAGCACCGAUGCUUCGGGUGUACGGUCGAGUGAAAGGAUCCGGGCCCAGCCAAAUUCCGACGCUACUCAAAUGGAGAGAGCUAUGUUAAUGGCUCAGCGGAGGGAUGACAAUGCUUAUCACGGUUAUUCGGCGAGCUGCGCACUGGAUUCACUUAUGGGCGUUCCUUCUCCCGGAGGAGCAGCGGGAGCACAUGGCUUCGGAUGCAACCGUGCUGUUGACGGUUGCUCGGGAUCGCUUUUUCCAGGCUAUCGGAUGGCGACACAUUAA